This is a messenger RNA of Chenopodium quinoa (quinoa), 889 nucleotides long. RefSeq names its product glutathione S-transferase 2-like. Gene Ontology annotation, biological process: L-phenylalanine catabolic process; glutathione metabolic process. Bases 52 to 651 code for a protein of 199 amino acids. Gene Ontology annotation, cellular component: cytoplasm. Lineage: Eukaryota; Viridiplantae; Streptophyta; Magnoliopsida; Caryophyllales; Amaranthaceae. The record is from RefSeq and is a predicted model, not a curated record. The transcript is spliced from 2 exons. Gene Ontology annotation, molecular function: glutathione transferase activity; maleylacetoacetate isomerase activity.
AAGUUGCUUUCAUAUCUUACAAUAUCAUUAAACAAAAUAUAUGUACUAAAAAUGGCAAGUUUAGUAGAAGCUGAGCAGAAGCCAAAGAAGAUUCAGCUGUACUCAUGGUGGAAGAGCUCAAGCUCGGCGAGGGUUCGAAUCGCUCUCCACUUAAAAGGGCUUGAAUAUGAGUACAAGGAGGUGAAUGUACUCAAAGGAGAUCAAUUUAAACCUGAGUUUAUAAAGAUGAGUCCUCGAAGUUUUGUGCCUGUUUUAGUUGAUGGUGAUGUAGUCAUCUUUGAGUCCUCUGCUAUUAUAAUGUAUUUGGAAGAGAAGUAUCCUCAACCCUCUUUGUUGCCAUCCAAAGAUGAUCUUCCGAAAAGAGCUCUCAAUUAUCAGGUUGCGAAUUUGGUAGCCUCAAGUAUACAACCGUUUAUAAAUAUACAAGUGCAAAAAUACAUUGAAGACAGGCUUGGGUCCGACGAGAAGAAGGCUUGGGCUAAACAUCAUUUUAAGAUUGGAUUUGCAGCCUUGGAGAAAAUACUAGAAGAGCAUGCUGGAAGAUAUGCAACUGGUGAUGAAGUUGCACUUGCAGAUCUGUAUUUGGCACCGGAAAUAGAUGGUGCAAUCAAGUGGUUCGACGUUGAUCUGAACGAGUUUCCAUUGUUGUAGAGGCUGAAUGAUUCUUACUAUCAGCUAAGCACGUUUCGAGAUGCUAUUAUUCAAGCACAGCCUGAUGCUCUUGAUGAUAAUGAAUAAAUAUGAUACUAUUAGUCUAUUAUUAGUUAAGAAAAUAUUAAGUUACCUCUGUCAUCAGCUAAAUGGUUUAAAUAAGAAGUCGAUCAAUGUAGCAAAAUAAAGAGUUGUAAUAAUAAGAAGAAAAUAACACUACGUUUGAAGUUUUCACCCA